GAUGAAAUAACAUUUGAAUUUUUCACCACUUUGUUUUGUGGUGAAUUUAUGUUACUAACGUUUUUUGAGGAAGUAAACACAAACCAUUAAUUGUUUUAAAUGGAAGCUCGUAGAAAUAUUGAGAAGGAAUUGGAAAAAGAUAUUCAAUAUCCACCAAAAGCUAAACGAAGAUCGAGUUUCUUUGGAUACAAUAGUGUUGAUUCAGUUGGACAAAGAGAAAAGUGUAAUGCAAAGGAUAUCGAAAUAUAUAUGAAUAAGUUACAGCUGGAAUUUGAUGAAUGGCCAAAGAAUUAUGUUAGAAUCAAGAAUAAAUUAUUAAAUUUUUGGAGUAAAGAGCCUGAUUCAUUAGAUGACAAUUUGUUUGUUUCUAAGGAGCAACAAGAAUAUCUCGAAAAGGCAGUCAAUGUUAAUGAAUAUUUACGAGAUUCCACCAAAUUAUGCAAUCAAAUUGAACGCUAUAUUAUGAAAAAAGAAUGGUAUCUAGAAAAUUAUGAAUAUUUAAUUAAAUCCAUACAAGAUAAAGCAAUAGAUGAAGAAAUUGAUCAAAAGACUGUCCUUAAAUAUCAGUCAAGGGACUCAUUCAUUUAAAAAUGCCGCAUAUUUUGUCAUCUUUUCGACUAUUUUGUAAACAUUUUCAUAUUGAAAGAAUAAAUUGUUGCUUUUUAUACCUAGUUCAUGAAUAUGUAUUAAAAAGUAUUAUUAUUAAAUUCAAUUAAAGGGAACCACCCAGAAGGAAAGCACUUUGUUUAAGAGAAAAAUGACACACCUAUGGAAAUAUGAUAUUUAAUUGGUUCUGAAAGAAGAAAUAAUAAUGCAAACAAAUUUAUUCUAGUUUAUGUUGUGUAUCAUUUAUUAGUUAUAUAUUAAGUAAGUUAAUAAGGUCAAAUUAUUUUUUUAUUCCUAAUU
Chironomus riparius is the source of this 906-nucleotide messenger RNA. The record is from the annotation of a GenBank genome assembly. Lineage: Eukaryota; Metazoa; Arthropoda; Insecta; Diptera; Chironomidae.